Messenger RNA from Vigna unguiculata (cowpea), 1306 nucleotides. Its product is annotated as cytosolic sulfotransferase 15 pseudogene. NCBI's taxonomy places the organism in Eukaryota, Viridiplantae, Streptophyta, Magnoliopsida, Fabales, Fabaceae. The record is from RefSeq and is a predicted model, not a curated record.
ACGAUUAUAAUUUCUUCAACUUAUUGUAUUGCUAUAAAAGAUAUUGAUCAGCGACCAAAUUCUCCAUCCAUCACAUUCUAGGGUUUUUCCUGUGGAAUCUUUUCAGUGACAAUGGAAGCAAAUGCAGAAGAUGAAAUAAUUCUCUCAUCCCUCCCAAUAGAGAGGGGUUUUGGAACACCCAGUAUGUGUCUAUUUCAAGAGUUUUGGUGUCCAUCAACUCUUGUAAAAGGGCUAAACAUUUUUCACAAGCAGUUUGAAGCAAAAGAUAGUGAUAUUUUUGUUGCAAGUUUUCCCAAAUCAGGCACUACAUGGUUGAAAGCCAUUACUUUUGCCAUUGUCAAUCGCCAAAGCUUGUCCUCCAUUGACAACCAUCCAUUGCUUACUUCCAAUCCUCAUCAACUUAUACCAUUUAUUGAAAUUAUGUGUCGUGAUGAUGCCGAUUGGCCAAGUACUGAACCAAGAGUUUUUGGAACUCACACUCCACUCCCUUCCUUGCCCAACUCCAUCAUGGAAUGUAAUUGUAAGAUUAUUUAUAUCUGUAGGAACCCUUUUGACAUUUUUGUUUCAGCAUGGAUUUUCUUUGAUAACAUUAAGCAAGAGUCUUUGACCCCAUUGAAAAUUGAGGAAGCUUUUGAAAUGUAUUGUGAUGGGAUAAUUGAGUUUGGUCCAUGGUGGAGUCAUAUGUUAGGUUAUUGGAAGGAGAGCUUAGCGAAACCAGAUAAGGUUUUGUUCUUGAAGUAUGAAGAUCUUAAAGAUGAUGCCAAUUUUCAAGUCAAAAGAAUUGCAGAAUUUUUGGGUUUUCCUUUCACCCAAGAGGAAGAAAAUAAUCAAGUGAUCGAAAGCAUAAGCAAGUUAUGUAGCUUUGAGGAGAUGAAGAACUUGGAAGUCAAUAAAUCUGGACUAUUAUUCCCAUCUGUGGAGAACAAGAGCUUUUUUCGGAAAGGAGAAAGCAGAGAUUGGGUAAAUUAUUUUUCUCCUUCCAUGACAGAAAAACUAUCACAAAUCAUGGAAGAAAAAUUUGGUGAAUCAGGUUUGUCAUUUAUGAUUUAGGAUAACGUAUUGUUAUAAAAUUAUCAUAAGUAACUAAGUGGCUACGGAAAAAAGUAUGUACUGUAUUGAGUGACAAUUAUGUGUUGUCACUUUGUUUAUCGUUCUUUUCGAAAUAAAGAGGUUUUACAUGUCGUAAACCCUUGUCACUAUUGCUGUUAUGUACCUUUCAUGUGUUUUGGUUGAAUCUUGUAUGUGCUCAGGCUUCACCUUUUUUUUUAGCAUAAAAUAUUUUAUAAGUAUAUUCAAAUUCAAAUUA